AUGAUUGUCUGUCUGAUCAAACUUGCUGUUUACAUCACACAAGAGAAAACAAGGGAAUUUUGUGAAAUGCUACUGGUUUUAUCUAUUAUCCCAGACCUCCUCCGUCACUCCUCUCAGCUUGCGUUCAUCGCUCUAUAUCUUAUCAACGCCAAGAUGAAUGUUGAAAAGCUACAGAAGAUGGCAGGUGCUGUGCGCACUGGUGGGAAGGGAAGCGUGAGAAGAAAGAAGAAGGCUGUACAUAAAACAACCACCACAGAUGACAAGAGGCUGCAGAGCACUUUGAAGAGAAUAGGUGUAAACGCAAUACCAGCAAUUGAGGAAGUUAACAUUUUUAAGGAUGAAACAGUUAUCCAGUUCUUAAACCCUAAAGUUCAAGCCUCUAUUGCUGCCAACACAUGGGUUGUUAGUGGUACUCCUCAAACAAAGAAAUUACAAGAUAUUCUCCCUGGCAUUCUCAACCAGCUUGGGCCAGAUAACUUGGAUAACUUGAGAAAGUUAGCAGAGCAGUUCCAGAAGCAGGUGCCAGGUGGCGCUGAAGCCGCUGCUGCCACAUCAGCACAAGUGGACGAUGAUGAUGAUGUCCCAGAACUUGUGGCAGGUGAAACCUUUGAGGCUGCUGCUGCAGAGGAAGGACAAAAGUCGUAGGUUCUUUGAGGAAUAUGUAUGGUGUUUAUUAGUCAUUUUGUUCUACUUGUUUUGAUCAAUUCGCUCUCUAAAGUUAUUUGUAAAAUUUUCCACUAUUUAUAAUCCCCUAACUCCAUCUUCAAUUGUAAUACCAAAAAAACCAAAAUUGUAACUUUCAACUGUCAAAUCAUGAAAUUUACACAUAAAAUAGACACAUGUUGGCUAUAAUAACUUGGUG
Lactuca virosa is the source of this 862-nucleotide messenger RNA. NCBI's taxonomy places the organism in Eukaryota, Viridiplantae, Streptophyta, Magnoliopsida, Asterales, Asteraceae. The record is from the annotation of a GenBank genome assembly.